AUGUAUGUGAAAUGCUUUGAUACAGUAAUGUUUUACUAUGUGAUUUUAGUGUAUUUAGUGAAUGUCACUUUUUGUCACUUUCAAAUUUCCCCCCGGUUCCCGGACGGAACCCAGAAGACAGAUGCCAGCAUCUGUCGGAGGACAUUACAGGGGACACUGCAGGAGGGACAUCGCGGGAGCGCAGGACAAGGUAAGAGAAGAACAGAUCCCGGAGCAGCGCCGCAUGGUAAGCCUGAGUGUAGCUCGGGGUUACCGCUUGUGCUACACUCGGGAAUACUGCCAGGGAGGUUA
Messenger RNA from Staurois parvus, 291 nucleotides. The record is from the annotation of a GenBank genome assembly. NCBI's taxonomy places the organism in Eukaryota, Metazoa, Chordata, Amphibia, Anura, Ranidae.